CAGCCAGUGCAUGAGAUAAAGGUGAGCUGCAGUGGGUGUCAGUUCUAUCUCAACGUCCUGGCUUUGCGGAUCCCAAGGUCGCAGGUUACUUCCAGUCGUCGGGCAAAAAACAACUGUGACUGGAUAUCUUGACCUUUUGAAGAUGAGGCCCAUCUUCAUAUCCGGAUUCUCGGACACUCUGGAUUGGAGGCCCCUGUACUUCGAAGAGUCCUCCGCUGCACACAAUGCAUGCUCCCUGUGUGGCCUGGUGUCGAGAAAUGUUCUCAGAUUGCCCUGUGAGCACACGCUCUGCUUGGAAUGUCACGAGGAGUCCCAGAGGCGAGGUAGUACUUGUCCACUGGAUGAAGAACCCUUUGACGAUGAUAACAUUGUUCACCUUGACAUCUCAGGAGGUUAUAUGCUGAAGCGUACGGUAGCCUGCGUCAAUGCACCCAAUGGUUGCGACUUCAUCGGUCAAGCUUCCAGACUCGUGGAUCACUACAAGCAGUGCUCGUUUCACGUCGUGCCUUGCCCCAGGUGCCAAUCACCAGUGCUAAGGACUGAGCUCGUGGGUCACUGUAAAGGCGGCUGCAGUUCUGCGUCCACUACACCCGUGCCCAUUCCGUAUUAUAUAAACGUGAAUUAUGAUCAUUUAGAAAUUACAAGCAGUGAACUGAAAAGAGAGAUGUUCAAGAUAUCCGAAAAUCUCUCUUUUCUUCAAACCAGCCUGAACCAGUGGCUUGAGGAAGUCCGAACAUUGGACAACAACACAAGCAAGGAACUGAAGGACGCAACGCUCAAGAUCUCUGACCAUCUCUCCGGUCUGAACAGCUCUCUGGAACAGUCCCGGGAAGAUGGGAGGGAAGCAGCCAGAAACACCAAAGAGCAGUUGGAAUCUCAAUCGUCGAGACUUUCCGAGCAGUUGGACCGAAUCGAAACUAAAAGUUUUGCUGCAGCAAACAAAGAACUAAAAGCUGCCAUUGAAGACACAAUGAAGACACACGUGGCUCAGGAAUUACGUGCACAAAGCGAAGAACUCAUGAAUGGUCUAUCCGAGUACGUACUUAGAUAUUGCGGACCCAUGAAAUUUCACUGGUACUUUCAAGGCUGGGAAGACUUAAAAAAGAGUGCAUUAGACGCACCGAAUAACGCUUUCAGCCCCUUACAGUAUGUAUUUGGCUAUAAUGUGGGCAUCUUUAUCAGGCUGAGAAAAGAGGAGGGGCAGAUGACAUUAGGGCUGUAUAUGCGUAUUCAUCCAGGCGUCAACGAUUCAAAGCUGGAAUGGCCCUUCAGCAAGACUUACACGCUCGGUGUCAUUCAUCCCAAAGACAAAGCGAAAAGAAAAAUUCAUCAAGUCGAUACAAGUAAACAUUUGGACGAGGCGAGCCUCCAGAUGCCAAAACAAGGCGGUAAUCUUGGUUUGGGAAAAAUGAAUUUGAGUACCGCUAACGUGCUCGAAGCGGAAGGGUUUGUUAAUGACGAUGCACUUCACUGUUUUCUCCAAGUUGAGCCGUACUGUUGUUUUUUUUCGAUAGAUUAAUAAUUUAAUAUCGAGAGGAGCAGAAAAUGUUCUACUGCCUGGAACAAACCGCUUACCUGAUCCCAUUAAAUAUAAAACGGAUGCAACAACUCUUUCUCCUCAACCUCAAAAAAAAAAAAUAAUAAUAAUUGCGUCCCGAGUACGCGACACACCCCUUUCGGUGUAUUUACCUGCAGGAAACCUAAAGUUCAUCUGUACGCACUGUAACUAACACUGAUCGUCUCACUGCAGCUACGACUGUAAUAUAAAAGAUGGAACUUCUCUUUACGACAGGCCGCCACAGCAAGCCCGCAUCCAAACGCAGGCGCAGCGUCUCUCUUAAUGUAUAUUGUAUAUAAGCAUAAAACUCCGCUCUAAUUUAGAUUUUUUAAACUCUGCACUUUCCCUAGUGAGGGCGAGGAAUGCCGCAACUGCCUAAUUACGAUGUAAAUAUUUAAAUCUAUAUUAAACUGGUCAAAAAUCUACGGCAUGCACCAAUUCAACGGACUGCUACUUUUGCGGGCAACAAGUCUCGCAUGGAACAUUGCGCUGCCUACGUCAUAUGUAUUAUGAGAUUCGUGUUUUUUUGUUUUAUACUGAGCUCGGUACUUCAUUAAAUGACACCUUUGUGAGUGCGUUGGGUGGCGGAUA
This is a messenger RNA of Ixodes scapularis (black-legged tick), 2149 nucleotides long. Its product is annotated as TNF receptor-associated factor 4-like. The transcript is spliced from 3 exons. Gene Ontology annotation, biological process: tumor necrosis factor-mediated signaling pathway; regulation of canonical NF-kappaB signal transduction; protein K63-linked ubiquitination. Bases 143 to 1519 code for a protein of 458 amino acids. The record is from RefSeq and is a predicted model, not a curated record. Gene Ontology annotation, molecular function: tumor necrosis factor receptor binding; ubiquitin protein ligase binding; zinc ion binding. NCBI's taxonomy places the organism in Eukaryota, Metazoa, Arthropoda, Arachnida, Ixodida, Ixodidae. Gene Ontology annotation, cellular component: plasma membrane signaling receptor complex; cytoplasmic side of plasma membrane.